Molecule: messenger RNA, 597 nt
Organism: Lottia gigantea (owl limpet)
Lineage: Eukaryota; Metazoa; Mollusca; Gastropoda; Lottiidae
Exons: 3
Coding region: 1-597 (198 amino acids)
Source: RefSeq, a predicted model, not a curated record
AUGCCUUAUACUGAAACUGCCGUACAAAGCGACCUUGUUAGCUGUGUGGUCUUUUGUGCUCGUAGACAUGACAAUUUGGUGGUUUCAUACAAUGCGAAGAAUUGUUUUUGUUUAAUCCACAAUUCUGCCUCAGUUGGAAACGUCAAGGUAUCAUUUGUGUUUCUGAAAUACACAGAUUAUGCUGACUGUUUUAAUAGCGGUUAUGAUCUCAUCUAUCCGCAUCUGGAAUUUUGCAUGAAAUUCUACAGGGACAAGAUAAUCUGGUCAGGAGCACACCAAGCAUGUAUCUCUGAUGGUGCACGACUGAUUACUCUAGAUACUGAUGCAAAGUGCAAAAUAGCCGCUUACUUACCAACUCAACAUUUUGCACAUAGAAUUUAUGUUGGUGGUAGUUCUAACGGUACACACUUCAUAUGGAGUACGGGAGAGGAAAUCAAGAGUUGUUGGAGUACAGACGAACCAAGCAGUCCAACAUCGCAGGAAUGUGUGGCAGUGUAUACACACGACGAAAUAUACUUGCAUGACUUAUACUGUUCGUCACAAUUAACCUUUUUAUGCGAGAAGUCUACAAUAGGAUUUAAAAUUCUAUUUGGAUAA